Messenger RNA from Microstroma glucosiphilum, 920 nucleotides. RefSeq lists its product as hypothetical. The transcript has a single exon. Lineage: Eukaryota; Fungi; Basidiomycota; Exobasidiomycetes; Microstromatales; Microstromataceae. Bases 15 to 530 code for a protein of 171 amino acids. The record is from RefSeq and is a predicted model, not a curated record.
UUUGCUCACACAAUAUGCAAGGGCAUGGCUUCAGAAGGGCCCGUCUGGCCCAGUCGCUACCGCUCAAUUGUAAAGCUUUGCCAGACGGGAAAGGCGUGAAGGCUACUCGCUGGCUUGUGCGUAUCGUGUAUGCUGCCAGGAGCUGCUGUCCUCGGCCUUUGGCGGAUACUAAGCUACAGUACAGAGCGUCUUCCCGAGCGCGAAUCCUGCCGCUACCGGAAUCGCAUGCUCACACUGCCUGGCUCUCUUCUUCUGGCACAAUACGAGGCCCGACUCCAUCCCCUUACUGCCCUCUCUCUCUCGGCCGGAUACCGACAAGCAACUCUGAUGCACAAGGGUCGAAGGGCGAAAUGUCUACAUUCGGCAACCGUUCCCGCCGCGUCGCUGGCGACUUCGACGCCACAUGCGCUGUUCGUGCUGCUUUUUCUUCUUCGUGCUACUUUCCCUCCCCGGCUGGCUAUCGAUGCGAGCCUACAGCGUCACUGCCGAGUGCUGCAACGUGGGCUAGCCUCCGCUGCUCCUGUCCGUAGAGGACUGUGGCGCGUGUGCGCGUGCGCGUGGACUUGCUGAUGUUGCGCGUACGCAAAAUGAGAUGGCGCCUGCCAGCUGCGAGGACGGCGCUGUACACGCCCGCCCUAUCUGGCCCAGGUCCAUCUUGCCAGAUCCCACUCCAUCUGGCCGAGGACUCUAUUUCGAACACCUCCUGCUUCCCUGACGCCUCCCCGGGCUCUUGGACCGUGGGAACGAUAGCUUUGCGGGGAGCCCAGAUAUAGUGACCUUCACAGGACCCCAAAGGGGCUUGUGGCCCAGGCAGGUGACAGCAGACUGAGACCUCGAUCACAAACAAACGUUUUGGUACCUGUCCGAGGUAGAGAUAGUGAGGCAAUUGUUCGCGUGAAAAGGCGCACGUUGAAAUCUAG